Molecule: messenger RNA, 1525 nt
Organism: Schistocerca gregaria
Lineage: Eukaryota; Metazoa; Arthropoda; Insecta; Orthoptera; Acrididae
Product: probable cyclin-dependent kinase 8
Exons: 3
Coding region: 309-1364 (351 amino acids)
Biological process (GO): protein phosphorylation
Cellular component (GO): nucleus; mediator complex
Molecular function (GO): ATP binding; cyclin-dependent protein serine/threonine kinase activity; RNA polymerase II CTD heptapeptide repeat kinase activity
Source: RefSeq, a predicted model, not a curated record
ACAGUUUUUGCCCCUUCUUGGGUGCUUCGCGCUCGCCGAUGACCGGUGUGGCCGGCAUGUCAGACCGCUUCUCGUGCGGUGAAGGGCGCGGUUGAGGGUUUCGUUCCGUGCGUCUUCUUUCGUUCCCUGCCGCGUUCCUACAGAGCACGCCGCUCUCUUCUCGUCUCGCGAGGGCACAGACGCGCUGCGUGGACGAAGGUUGCGCAGGCGCGAUUUUUUAAAAAAUUAUUAUUUUUCUCGCUGCAAAAAGCACAGGCACAUACUCCGUUCAGGCGCGCGUUGAGCGACGUGUAUGCAUUUUUCCUUGCAUGGAAAGACCCACCUCUUGUCUCAAGCGAAAUAUCAGGGACCUUUAUGAAAUUGAAUACGUGAUUGGAUCUGGCGCAUUUGGGAACGUUUCUAGGGCGGCCGCCGUUAAAGACAAAAAGCUCGUCGCUAUAAAAACAUUUAAGAAGAAUAAGGAUGGUGAAAUCAUCACGUCCACAAUAUGCAGGGAAAUCGCGCUUUUGCGCGAGAUUGACAACCAGAACAUGGUCCACUUGGAGGACAUAUUUGUCGACCCAGUGAACAGAGAUCUAUACAUCGUGUUUGAAUAUGCGGAAUACGAUCUCAAUGAAAUCAUAAAAUGGCACCGAGAUUUCAAAACACCCAUUUCAGAGGGCAUGGUGAAAUCUUUUCUCUGGCAGAUUCUGAACGGGAUUAAUUACCUGCACACGAACUGGGUGAUUCACCGCGAUAUGAAACCGUCCAAUGUACUUGUCAUGGGCGAGGGAAAGGACGAGGGUGUGGUGAAGGUGGCAGAUUUGGGCUUGGCGCGCAUUUUUCAGGCGCCUUUGUGCCCUUUGAGCGAAAAUGGGUUGGUGGUGACCAUUUGGUACCGAGCGCCGGAACUGCUACUGGGGACGAGACAUUACACGCGCGCGAUUGACAUGUGGGCCAUAGGGUGCAUUUUUGCCGAGUUGAUGACUUGUGCGCCAAUAUUUCCGGGCGAAGAAAGAAUGAAUCAAAGUUUUCAAGACAAUCAGUUGAUAAAAAUCGGCAACAUUUUAGGACCUCUAAAACCGAGUGUGUGGCCGGAAUGCGUCAAAUUACCAUAUUGGAACAGGUAUCAAGAGCUAGCCAUUCAGCACCCGGCUCACGAUUGGACACAAAAACUUCUUCCGUACGGAGAUGCCGCCAUGGACCUCAUCAAAAAAAUGCUCCAUUACAAUCCCAAUCAACGGAUUACUGCAUCCGCUGCCAUCAACCAUCGAUACUUUUUCGAAAAGCCGCUUCCGUCCAUCAAUUCGUUUGAUUACAACCCAAACUGGAGAAGAUAUCCUAUGAGAACUUCUGUCAAACCUGCCAAAACUCAUUCUAAUUGAACUCCACUUUGUGACAGCGUGAAUUCCGCGAAUUCUAUGCGGCCGCGCGGAAUUUGUCUUCUGCCCUGCAAUUUAAAAUUUUUUUGUAAACCCCCAAGACUACGGCGUGGAAAAGCCUUUGUGCACUCUUCAAUAAAAAAUUUUCCAAUUUAUGAUGACCU